CACAGUGGCUCUGCCAGGCGGUUGCCAUGGCCGCGCUGACGGCCUGGAUCAGCCUCCUGGCGGCGGCAGCGUCGUCGUCGUCGUCGUGGUGGAGGCGGCGGCAGGUGGCACAGCCGGAGGGCGGGCCAGCCUCGCUGGGGCCCAGAGGCCAGGCGGCUCUGAGGGCCUGGCCGCCGCCGGCCAGCACCCGGGGGGCCAUGCUGCGCCGGCUGCGGGGCUUCGUGCUGCCCACGGCCGCCUGCCAGGAGGAGGAUGACACCUUCCCCUACGAGAUCCUCUUCCAAGACCUGGACCGCAACGGGGACGGGGUGGUGGACAUCACGGAGCUCCGCGAAGGGCUGAAAAACUGGAGCUCCACGUUUGGCAUGGAGUCGGAGAAGGAAAUUUUCAAAGCUGGAGAUACCAAUGCUGAUUCAGGCUUGGACUUCCAAGAGUUUAUGCAAUACCUUAAAGACCAUGAGAAAAAAAUGAGGCUGGCAUUUAAUAGUCUGGACUUAAAUAAGGAUGGAGAAAUAGAAACUUCAGAAAUAAUCUCUGGUUUGAAGUCAUUGGGUAUAGAUGUUUCUGAAGCUCAGGCAAAAAAUAUUCUCCGAAGCAUGGACAGUGAUGGAACAAUGACAAUAGACUGGGAUGAAUGGAAGUACUACUUUUUACUUCAUCCCGCAAAAACUAUCGAUGAAAUUGCUGGCUUCUGGAAGCGGUCUACUGUCAAAGAUGCGGAUCUUGGCAUCAGGGACACCUCAGCAGAAAGGAGACUUUGGAUAAUUGACAUAGGGGAGAGCAUAGCUAUUCCAGAUGACUUUACUGAGCAAGAAAAGAGUUCGGGACUUUGGUGGCGGCGUUUGGUGGCAGGAGGAAUAGCUAGCGCGAUUUCAAGGACGUGCACGGCACCUUUUGACCGCUUGAGAGUCAUGAUGCAGGUUCAUAGUUCAGAGUCAACGAGAAUGAAGAUAAUUGGUGGGUUUGAGCAGAUGAUAAAAGAAGGAGGAAUUCGUUCUCUUUGGCGAGGAAAUGGGACAAAUGUUUUCAAAAUUGCACCUGAGACGGUCAUCAAGAUCGGGGCCUAUGAACAGUAUAAGAAAUGGCUUAGUUUUGAUGGUGCUGCUAAAAUAGGAAUUAUUCAGAGAUUUAUAUCUGGUUCAUUGGCUGGUGUAACUGCUCAGACCUGUAUUUACCCCAUAGAGGUAAUAAAGACCAGACUGACUGUAGGUACAACUGGACAGUACUCAGGGAUUAUUGAUUGUGGCAAGAAGCUUCUGAAACAACAAGGUGUUAGGACCUUUUACAAAGGCUAUGUCCCUAACAUGCUAAGCAUUGUACCUUAUGCAGGCACAGACCUCACUGUUUAUGAGCUUUUGAAGAACUAUUGGCUCGAACAUAAUGCAGGAAGCUCUGUAGAACCUGGCUUAAUGAUUUUGCUGGGAUGUAGUACGUUGUCCCACACCAGUGGUCAGAUAGCCAGCUUCCCUCUGACCCUUCUUAGAACACGCAUGCAGGCUCAAGCACAGAAGGAAAAAACAACCACCAUGAUUCGUCUCAUUCAAGAUAUAUAUUUCAAAGAAGGAAAAAUGGGCUUUUUCAGGGGCCUCACCCCAAAUAUCAUAAAAGUGCUUCCUGCAAUAGUCAUCAGCUGUGUGGCUUAUGAACUAGUGAAAAGACCGUUGGAAUUAACUUAGAAGUGAAAUAUGAAAUUGUUGUCAUUACUGUAAUCACUUAAUUAUAAGAUAAUACCUGGGUUAUAAAGAGAAAUUGGUCUCUUCCUAAAAGGAAAGAAAGUAUCAAAUAAUUGUUAAAACAUUUUCUCUUUAUUUUUUUUAGUAUAAAAUCUAUAAAUGAAAUAAUCAUUUUGGUAAAGUGGACCCAAUUAUUGCAUCAGAGGUCAAAGUCCCAGGCUGUCUUUCUUUUUUUAAAAAUUAAAACAUUAACAUUUAUUAAGUGCCUGCUAUGUGCCAGGUAUUAUUUCAAGGCACUUUAAAAGGUCCUCUUGCUUAAUUCUAACAACCAUAUUAGAAGAUUGAGGAAGAGAGGAAGGGAGAGGGAGAGAAACAUUGAUGUUAGAGAAACAUCAAUCAGCUGCCUCCUGCAUGCCCUCUACUAGGGAUGAGCCUGCAACCCGGGCAACCUUUUAGUGCCCAGGACGAUGCCUAACCAACUGAGCCACACCGGCAAGGUUAUCCCAAUUUUCAGUUGAGGAACUAAGUUUAGAGAGGUCAGUGCUUUGGAAAGAUCUUUUAACAUUCUCUCCCCCACUAAGGAUUGCACUCAGCCCUCACUCUCAGGGCCUCUGUUUCACACGGAGGCCUACUGUUUGCUAUAACCUUGGGUAUAGCUUGGAUAUUUUGUAAAAUCUCUUAAAGUGAUGAUUGAGCCCAUUGUCCUCAGUGUACAGCCUCUCAGUUCUCUUAGAUUGAGUCUCUCAUACCACUUUCCAAUAAAGGCACCAGGAUUCCUUAUUGAAAUAACCAGUAGUAGGACUUGGGAAGGAAACAUACAUGAAGAGCCUGAGGACACAUACGCACACGUUGAUGGGACAUAGCAACUGAAAGCUUCCAGUCACCAACACUGGACCCAGUGGAGCAACACAUUAAUAAAGUAGAACUGGAUUAUAACCCGACAUGUAAAAUAAAUAUCCAGGAGUCCAUACUGAUGUAAAGGAAUGAUUAAAUAAAUAAAUG
This is a messenger RNA of Eptesicus fuscus (big brown bat), 2675 nucleotides long. RefSeq names its product calcium-binding mitochondrial carrier protein SCaMC-1-like. Gene Ontology annotation, biological process: transmembrane transport. The record is from RefSeq and is a predicted model, not a curated record. The coding region runs from base 27 to 1676 and encodes 549 amino acids. Gene Ontology annotation, molecular function: ATP transmembrane transporter activity; calcium ion binding. NCBI's taxonomy places the organism in Eukaryota, Metazoa, Chordata, Mammalia, Chiroptera, Vespertilionidae. The transcript is spliced from 11 exons.